AUGACUCGAAGCGAGGGUCCUGUCAGCAACUCUGGUGAACUCUUUGCCAUGGCAAAAGCCCGCCGCCGCCAGAAGAGACAGGUCAAGAAAGCAGCCAAGAGGGAAGCUGAGCGCAGCAACAGCGACUUCAUUUGCAGCACUGUUGGGGGUUUUAUUGACGCAUCAAGCCCAGGGAAUAUGGCCCCCCAACCCUCUCAUCAGACCAGCAUACAAUCCCAGCAAGCGCUGCUCGGACAUGGCGAUGAGCCUGAGAGUCGUACCGGCCUGGGUCUCGAGAAACGAAUCAAUGACGAGGAAGUGUUGCGAAAUCACACAACGGCCAAAACUAGCCCGAACGCCAGCACCAUCGGCGACGGUCCUUCGCAAAAGCUACCUGCAAAUGGUGACAUGUCCACACGCCCGCGUCAUUUUGACUACCAGCGAGGUCGUGAGAUGUUUCAAGCAGAGUGGGUGGCGGCCGCAGCAAAGGUUUCCGGGGGCCGCAUCACGGCCAAAAAGGAGGACAUGGAGGACUGGGUCAGCCCUUCGGCCAGCGUGAGGCGUCGGCGGGGCUUCGCCAGGGACACGGAUCCGGAUACCAUCAGACGCUACGAGCACACGGACAUGAAGCUUGCUCUCGGCGAGAUGGAACGCCUGGAAGAGGGGGACGAUGAGAGGGCGGCAGAUGUGCGGAUGGCGGGAAUGUAG
Molecule: messenger RNA, 687 nt
Organism: Letharia lupina
Lineage: Eukaryota; Fungi; Ascomycota; Lecanoromycetes; Lecanorales; Parmeliaceae
Exons: 3
Coding region: 1-687 (228 amino acids)
Source: RefSeq, a predicted model, not a curated record